Penaeus monodon (black tiger shrimp) is the source of this 1979-nucleotide messenger RNA. Its product is annotated as glycoprotein-N-acetylgalactosamine 3-beta-galactosyltransferase 1-like. NCBI's taxonomy places the organism in Eukaryota, Metazoa, Arthropoda, Malacostraca, Decapoda, Penaeidae. Gene Ontology annotation, cellular component: membrane. The transcript has 10 exons. The record is from RefSeq and is a predicted model, not a curated record. Gene Ontology annotation, molecular function: N-acetylgalactosaminide beta-1,3-galactosyltransferase activity. The coding region runs from base 18 to 1193 and encodes 391 amino acids.
GGACUCUGCUAAACCGCAUGGGUGCACACGCCUGCAUUUCGUCCCCGAGUGUUCGAGAGGAGCGCAGUGUUGAAACUCCUUUUUUAUAUCAUUGCAAAGUUGAACAGUCGUCUUUGGUAUUCGAAACACCCAAAAUGGCUAAAUCCAAGAACCACGCGCCAAAGAAAAUAUCAACAUGGUUCGAGAUAUUUGCAGUUCUACUCGGCAGUGUGUUUGGUUGUGUUUUCACUGUUGCCUUCGCUUGGCAGUUGCAAGUGUCAGACUUCACGAGAAGACGUAUGUCCCUCUCCAGUUCCCACGGGAUGCACCAUGAAGUCGUGACAACAAAGGCUGACAGACUGGCAAAAGAAGUCCGAAUAUUGUGCUGGGUCUUGACGCAGCCCAAGUCUCAUUACAAAAAAGCAGUACACGUGAAGAACACUUGGGGAAAGCGGUGUGACAAACUCAUCUUCAUGAGCACGGAAAACGAUACGAGUCUCGGCGCCGUCGCUCUGAACACCUCCGAAGGGCGCGUCAAUCUGUGGGGCAAGACGAAGGCCUCUCUCAAAUACGUUUACGACCACCACUUGGAGGAAUACGACUGGUUUCUGAAGGCUGACGACGACACGUACACAAUAAUAGAGAAUUUGCGUUAUAUGCUCAGCAACUAUGACCCAGAAUUUCCCGUUUAUUUUGGAUCAAGACUUAGAUUGUUCUACAAAGAGGGAAUCCUGGGGGGAGGUUCCGGUUACGUUAUGAGCCGAGAAGCAACAAGAAAGUUCGUGGAAAAAGCCUUGCCAGAUAAAUCAAUAUGCAAGCAAAGCGAACAGGGUCUGGAAGAUGUUGAGUUAGCUGGCUGUCUGCUGAAAAUUGGAGUUUUGAUAGGCGAUUCUCGAGACAGCUUGGAACGUGGUCGCUUCUUCCCAUUAGGACCUGAUAUUCAUAUCAUGGGACAUAUUCCUUACUGGUAUAAGGAACAUGCUUUUUAUAAACCCUAUGCGGGCUUCAAUGACUGUUCAGAAUCAGCAAUCGCCUUCCACUAUGUUGUUCCUGAACUCAUGUACUGGUAUGAUUUCCUCCUCUAUUACGUGAGAGCUUUUGGGAUCAAGCAUGAGCAGCCAUUUCCUGCCGAGUUGCCGCCCGACAUAAAGAGUUUACCGCGAGAGGACUUUGAAAAACUUGUCAUCCCCAAGAACGUUACGCAAGCCAGUUAAUUUUAACACAUAUAAUAAGUGUGUGUGUGUGUGUGUGUGUGUGUGUGUGUGUGUGUGUGUGUGUGUGUGUGUGUGUGUGUGUGUGUGUGUGUGUGUGUGUGUGUGUGUGUGUGUGUGUGUGUGUUGUGUGUGUGUGUGUGUGUGUGUAUUUAUUUCUUACUGUGGCUCUUUUACUUUACAUAUAUAUGCUUAUAUAUACUUAUAUAUAUAUAUAUAUAUAUAUAUAUAUAUAUAUAUAUAUAUAUAUAUAUAUAUAUAUAUAUAUAUAUAUAUAUAAAGGUGUGUGUGUGUGUGUGUGUGUGUGUGUCCUUGUGGGACAGGGCACUUGAGAAGAAGACCCCCCCCCCAACCCAAGCGAGGAUCCACGUGGAAUGGGGCUUCUGCCUUCGUGCUGUUCCUGGAGAGAGACCAAGACGAACGCAAAUGGUGACCUAGGUUGACCCAGUAAGAACGAGCCUCAUCACCGUUUCGUCCAGACCUCCGGCCUCGACACUGGGCAGGUCGGGGCACAGCGCCGCUCCGUUGCUUCCUGCCAGUUGCAUUAUCUUGUGUAUUUAUUACCGUGUGUGUGUGUGUGUGUGUGUGUGUGUGUGUGUGUGUGUGUGUGUGUGUGUGUGUGUGUGUGUGUGUGUGUGUGUGUGUGUGCAUAUAUACAGAUAUGACAAUUCCUUUGGCGUCCAAUUUACACCAUGUGUACUUUCCAUUGAAUUGAUGAUUUGUAAUUAUCAUGUGCAAAGUGGAUUCAUAAUGAUGCAGUUUUCAUUCAGUAAACCAACUUUCAUUAUC